Dicrocoelium dendriticum is the source of this 644-nucleotide messenger RNA. NCBI's taxonomy places the organism in Eukaryota, Metazoa, Platyhelminthes, Trematoda, Plagiorchiida, Dicrocoeliidae. The record is from the annotation of a GenBank genome assembly.
AUGUUUUCAACAAAUGAGCGUUUCAGCAAAGUUAGUUGUCGAGACGAGCAAUAUGAGACUACAACCCUCGACGUCCAUCAUCCUCAUAAACUUAUUUUGCAACUUCGGAUUUCUCCUGAUCGUGAUCGUCCGCCAACCAAGGAUAUAUCGAUUAGUUUGCUCAACGUAGUGUCCAAACUAGGGUCGAAUCAAUCCAACUGCAUACAAGUAGAUAGUGUUAAUCGGGAUCCAAGUAGAAAUAGCUGGACUGCCAUUGUGAAUGUCCAUGUUACUGCUGAGACUCCGCCAAGCUGUGAUAUGUUUGGUGAUCGCACUCCCCAAAUUAGUUUCGCAUGUGAGUCCCUUGCAUCUCAAGGCAAUGAAGACGAUAGGAGGUUCAAACUGGAUUACAGUGAUGAUCUCAACAGUCAGCUCAUGGAUCCAUUGGACAAUAUUGAAGCCCAACUAUUUAUCCAUUGGUACUUGAAUGAGCAGCUCAUGGGUUGCCCCGUCAUUCAGUAUAACCUCACCAAACAUCACUUCAAUAAAGCGGCUGUAAUCACUGGUCCCAUACCGGAGACGUUCUGUCAAGAGGUGAUGAAGUUCGCAAGAGAUAAAUUUAACACCGCAAUACUAACAUUUUUAAUCCCAAAAUAAUCUUGCUG